AGCUCCCGCCCCGCGCACUGCAAGUCUCGCCUCGCUCAGCCUUCACCAUGCGUCCCGGGGUGCGGGGGCCGCUGUGGCCACUGCCCUGGGGGGCCUUGGCCUGGGCCCUGAGCUUCAUAGGUGCUGUAGGCUCGGAGAACCCCGCGCCUGCCGCACCCCAGUCUGGCGGAGGGGAGAGCGAGCCCCCUCCCCGAAGGCCGAGUCCCCGGGGAGAUGGUGGGGUGUGCUGGCUCCAGCAGGGCCCUGAGGCCACCUGUAGCCUGGUGCUGAGGACAGACGUGAGCCAGGCUGAGUGUUGUGCCUCGGGCAACAUUGACACCGCCUGGUCCAACUACACCCAACCCGAAAACAAGAUCAACCUCCUGGGCUUCCUGGGCCUUGUCCACUGUCUGCCAUGCAAAGAUUCCUGCGACGGCGUGGAGUGUGGCCCUGGCAAGGCGUGCCAUAUGCUGGGGGGUCGCCCCCGCUGCGAGUGCGCACCCGACUGCGCAGGGCUACCGGAGCGAAUGCAGGUCUGCGGCUCGGACGGCGCCACCUACCGCGACGAGUGCGAGCUGCGCUCCGCGCGCUGCCGCGGACACCCGGACCUGCGCGUCAUGUACCGCGGCGGCUGCCAGAAGUCCUGCGAGCACGUGGAGUGCCCGCGGCCGCAGUCGUGCCUCGUGGACCAGACGGGCAGCGCGCACUGCGUGGUUUGUCGCGCAGCGCCCUGUCCCGUGCCCUCUAGCCCGGGCCAGGAGCUCUGCGGCAACAACAACGUCACCUACAUCUCCUCGUGCCACCUGCGCCAGGCCACCUGCUUCCUGGGCCGUUCGAUCGGCGUGCGCCACCCGGGCAGCUGCAGAGGCGCUCCCAGGCAGGAGGCAGAGGAGGAGCAGCAGCAGGAUGAGGCCGAGUCUGAGGAAGAGGAAGAGAACUUCGUGUGAGCUUCAGGGGCCCCGGCCUCGAGUCCCGGUUAAUUUAUUACCACAGCCACAAAAUCUAAUUUAUGACCCACAGACGCCCCCAACCUGGCCUGGAACCACUCGGGGACCCCGCAGUGCCCUGAUGAUGUCUUGGAAAGGUUGAGGGAAGGAGGCCUGGGACGGCCCGGAGGGUGUGGCACCCUGGGUAGGAGCCUUAGGGUAGGGGACUUUUCCCAAAGCCCACAGACCCUGAUGCCAAGGGACACCCCAGCUUCUGGUCCUUUGAGGGUGGCUGUCACUUAGCACUGCCACCCAGAGCACAGGAAAGCUCUUUCCGUCCCCUGCCUCUGUGUCCCUCUUAUGUGCUGGGGAGGCCUUGUGUGUCCCCUGGGACGGCCACAGCGCUGGCUCAGCCACCACACUGCUGACAUUCACGUGGUUCACCUGGGAACAUCCUGUGGCCUCAGAUACUGGGCAACCAGCGUCUGCUCAGACGCCAGCACUGUGUCCAGCGGCAUCCAGUCUACUUGGGGCAGGACCUAGAGGGCGCUGUGACCCCACCUCACCCAUAGGCCAGGGUAGGGUGGGGACACCGGGAGCCCAAGUGGUGCCUGUGCCCACUGCCGUGUACAGCAUGGCCAGCGAGCCUUAGACGCAGUUCCCAGCAGCCCUCCUCACCCACCAGUCGGCUGGGCAGGGUGACCCUUCCCAGGCAGAUGCCCUUGGGGGGGCAGUCCCCCAAGACUGCCUGCCCUCCACUCAGACUGUUAUUCAAAGUCACCAACUGUGCCUUCAUGGAGUCCAAAGGCUCAGACCGGAUAUGGGACCACUCAGCAGGAAGGGAGCCCAGCUCCUCAAAUCCCGGGCGAGCAGUUUGGGGGAAUCUUGCCCCUCCUGCGCAGUCCCUGGGCUUGCCUUAUUGUGCUGCCCAGAAAAGGGUGUGUGUGUGGGGGGUCCCCUGACAAGGCAACUUCCUCCCUCCUGGGGUCCUGCCUCACCAAAAUAAUAAAAUCUGAAAAAGCCA
Messenger RNA from Heterocephalus glaber (naked mole-rat), 1929 nucleotides. The record is from RefSeq and is a predicted model, not a curated record. NCBI's taxonomy places the organism in Eukaryota, Metazoa, Chordata, Mammalia, Rodentia, Bathyergidae.